AUGGAAGAGGAUGAGGAUGAUGAACAUAGAAGGCUUCAAGCCUCACAUUCCCGUUGUGUCAUGGAAGUUGUGGGUCAAAUAGCCAAACCCAGAUAUGCUGCAAAUUUCGAUAGAAAAAGGGAAAGACGAGGUCUUAUUCCUAAGCAAAAAAUUACGGUUGCCUUGCAAAUGCUUUCAUAUGGAGCAUCUGCAGAUCAAGUGGAUGAGAUCGCGAUGAUGGGAAAAACAACUGUUCUGGAGUCCCUGAUGCGGUUUCGCUUUGCAAUUGAAGCCUUCUACUCCAAUGAGUACCUCCAGAAACCCAUGCCAAGGGACAUGCGAAGGCUUCUGAGGAAGGGUGAGAUGCGAGGCUUCCCUGGCAUGAUUAGAAGCAUCGGCUACAUGCACUGGACUUGGAAAAACUGUCCAAGAGCUCAGAAUGACCUAAAUGUUCUUACCCAAUCUCCAGUGUUCAACGAAUUACUACAAGGAAAAGCGCUGAGAUGCACAUAUUGGGUUAAUGGUCAUAAAUACGACGGAGCAUACUACCUUGUAGACGACAUUUACCCAAGGUGGACAACAUUUGUUAAAAGAGUGCCACAUCCACAGAGUGAAAAAGAAAAACACUUUGCAAAAUGUCAAGAGGGGUAUAGGAAGGAUGUGAAGCAUUGUUUUGCUGCAUCACGUCUCUCAGUAGCUGCUAAGAUUGCUGCCAUAGUUGUAGCUUUUGCCUCAUCUCUAGCUACUUCCCGUGCCAUGUUCAAUUCACAAUGA
Messenger RNA from Malus domestica (apple), 753 nucleotides. RefSeq lists its product as uncharacterized. The record is from RefSeq and is a predicted model, not a curated record. Lineage: Eukaryota; Viridiplantae; Streptophyta; Magnoliopsida; Rosales; Rosaceae.